Molecule: messenger RNA, 7908 nt
Organism: Vidua macroura (Pin-tailed whydah)
Lineage: Eukaryota; Metazoa; Chordata; Aves; Passeriformes; Viduidae
Gene: AKAP6
Product: A-kinase anchoring protein 6
Exons: 14
Coding region: 2-6907 (2301 amino acids)
Cellular component (GO): sarcoplasmic reticulum; perinuclear region of cytoplasm
Molecular function (GO): protein kinase A binding; transmembrane transporter binding
Source: RefSeq, a predicted model, not a curated record
CAUGGAUGUAGCACUUUCUCCCAUGAGAACACAGGAACUGGAUCCAAUGCCAUCUGAUGCCUCUCCCAUGCUCAUAAACAUGACUCCUACAGUGGAACAAGAAGGGGAAGGGGAUGUCAUGAAGGACCUUGACUCUGGGCAGCAGUAUGAAAAGCCUCCUCCUCUGCACACCGGGGCUGACUGGAAGAUUGUUCUCCACUUGCCGGAAAUUGAGACCUGGCUUCGGAUGACGUCUGAAAGGGUCCGGGACCUGACCUACUCCGUCCAGCAGGACUCGGACAGCAAGCACGUGGAUGUGCAUCUGGUACAGCUGAAGGAUAUUUGUGAAGAUAUAUCUGAUCAUGUUGAACAAAUUCAUGCUCUACUAGAGACUGAGUUUUCCCUGAAGCUUCUGUCUUACUCUGUCAAUGUGAUAGUCGAUAUCCAUACAGUGCAACUACUCUGGCACCAGCUACGUGUUUCUGUCCUGGUUCUGAGAGAACGUAUUCUCCAGGGUCUACAGGACGCCAAUGGAAACUACACCAGGCAGACUGAUAUUCUGCAAGCAUUUUCUGAAGAGACUAAGGAGGAUCGUCUUGACUCUUUAACUGAAGUUGAUGAUUCUGGACAGUUAACCAUCAAAUGUUCUCAAAAUUACUUGUCCCUGGAUUGUGGUAUUACUGCAUUUGAACUAUCUGAUUACAGUCCUAGUGAGGAUUUGCUUGGUGCUCUGGAUGAUAUGACCUCUGGCCAAGGGAAAGCAAAAUCAUUUGAAUCCUGGAACUACAGUGAGAUGGAUAAGGAAUUUCCAGAACUUAUCAGAAGUGUGGGUUUACUUGCAGUAGCAACAGAUUCCAUUGCUUCCCAGUGUAAUGAAGCUUUGAAGGAGAAAGAAAAUCAUGUACCUCUUUCAGCAGAAGAUGGGGAAGAAACCAAAGACAAGAAAGCAUCACGUGAUCUCUCACAAGCAUCUCCUUCUGGAAAUUCCUCUCUUUCUAAAGGACCUUUCUCUGAAAAUGGUGUUUUAUCUACUGACAGCAAAGCACUUUCCAUAUCAAAGAAUCCAGAGUGCAGUCCUCCACCGCACACUGGUGAAAAUAUCAAACACUCUCACUGUGAAAAUUCAACACCUAAGAGGUCAAUAAGAGACUGCUUUAACUAUAAUGAAGACUCUCCCACGCAGCCUACAUUGCCAAAAAGAGGUCUGUUUCUGAAAGAUGAUGGGUUUAAAGAGUAUAUGGAAGCCGAUGACUUAAAAAGGCAAAUCUCUCAAAUAGUUAAAAAUGAAAUGAGUAGAAGUACACCCUCAUUGUUAGAUCCGCCAGACAGGUCCAAGCUUUGCCUAGCUUUACAGCUGCCCUAUACCAACAGUCCAUCAGCAGUUAGUCAGUCAUACGAUUGCUUAAAUACAAUAAGUGAUAAAAAUCUUGAGUACACAAUAAAUAAUCACUUCAAAGACAGUCCCAUUAUUCUAGGAAAGUGUACUUUCUACACCUGUAAAGAAAAAUCAAAGCACAAGAAGUCUCAUGAUUCUCCAGAGAAAGUGAAAACUGAUGUAACACCUGGAAGUAUGUGUAACACAGCUCCAUCAACCCAGGUCAAAAAAAGAGGGUGUUCUCUGCAGAAUGGAAUUACUUCUCAUUGCUCUAAGUCUCUGGAGGAGACAGAAACAGAUUCUUCUGCAUCGUCAGAUUCUUGUAACCAGAGAGAUCCAAAUGGGCAAUCACAAGGUAAAACUGAGCCCUUCAGCUCAGCAACACAUAGCCAAAAGAGUGCUUCUUCAGCUGGUUCUGAGCUUUCCAGCUCAUCCCCUCUUCUGCUGAGAAGAAAGAAAAAUAAAAGCUUAUCUUCAGCACCACACUAUACUCAGAAAAUCACUAAGGACAAUGAGGUGUGGUAUGGAUCUGAUGAAUAUUUAGCACUUCCUUCACAUCUCAAACAGACUGAAGUAUUAGCUUUAAAACUAGAAAACUUGACAAAGUUGCUGCCCCAAAAGCCCCGAAGAGAAACCAUUCAAAACAUUGAUGACUGGGAGCUGUCAGAAAUGAACUCAGAUUCAGAAAUGUAUCCGACAUACCAGACAAAAAAGCACAAAAAAAGGGGUAGAAUUUCACCAAGUUCUUCAAGUGAUAUAGUAUCCUCCUUAGGUGACAGUAUUGAAUCUGGGCCUCUCAGUGAUAUUCUCUCUGAUGAAGAUCUUUGUAUGCCUGUAUCUUGCAUUAAAAAAUACAUUGAAGAAAAGUCAGAAAGGACUGCUGCCACUCAGCCCACUGGGACUGAGACUUCUCCUUCAAAUAAAUCAGCUUUAAUUCAUCAGCUGAUGCAAGAUAUACAACAUCAAGAGAAUUAUGAAACCAUAUGGGAAAAAAUUGAGGGGUUUGUAAGCAAGCUGGAUGAAUUCAUUCACUGGUUAAAUGAAGCCAUGGAAACAACAGAGAACUGGACUCCUCCUAAAGCAGAGACAGACAGCCUGAAACUCUACCUGGAGACACACUUGAGUUUUAAGUUGAAUGUAGAUAGCCACUGUGCUUUGAAGGAAGCAGUGGUAGAGGAAGGACGCCAACUUCUUGAGCUUAUUGUAUCUCACAAAUCAGGACUGAAGGACAUGCUGCAGAUGAUUGCAAGUCAAUGGAAGGAACUACAGAGGCAAAUCAAACGGCAACACAGCUGGAUUCUUAGGGCUCUGGAUAUCAUCAAAGCAGAGAUACUGGCUACUGAUGUGUCUGCAGAGAAUGAGGAAGGGACUGGGAGCCCUAAGGCUGAGGUUCAGCUAUGCUAUCUGGAAGCACAAAGAGAUGCUGUUGAACAGAUGUCCUUAAAACUGUACAGUGAGCAGUACAACAGUAGUAGCAAGCGAAAGGAAGAGUUUGCUGAUAUGUCAAAAGUUCACUCAGUGGGAAGUAAUGGCCUUUUGGACUUUGAUUCAGAAUACCAGGAGCUCUGGGAUUGGCUGAUUGACAUGGAAUCCAUUGUGAUGGACAGCCAUGACCUGAUGAUGUCAGAGGAGCAGCAGCAGCAUCUUUACAAGAGAUACAAUGUAGAAAUGUCAAUCAGGCACCCAAAAAAGAUGGAACUGCUUAGUAAGGUGGAAGCUCUGAAGAAAAGUGGUGUUUUACUACCAAACGAUCUCCUUGAAAAAGUGGAUUCAAUUAAUGAAAAAUGGGAACUGCUUGGGAAAACCCUAGGAGAGAAGAUCCAAGACACAAUGGUAGGGCACAGUGGGUUAGGUCCACGUGACCUGCUCUCGCCUGAAAGCGGCAGCCUGGUAAGGCAGCUGGAGGUCAGGAUCAAAGAGCUGAAAGGGUGGCUGAGAGAUACAGAGCUUUUCAUCUUCAAUUCCUGUCUGAGACAAGAAAAUGAAGGAACAAUGAAUGCUGAGAAACAACUGCAAUAUUUUAAGUCUCUAUGCUCUGAGAUCAAGCAGAGGCGCCGUGGGGUAGCCUCUGUGCUGCGAUUAUGCCAGCACCUCCUGGAUGAUCAGGAGACCUGCAACCUAAAUGCAGAUCACCAGUCCAUGCAGUUGAUAAUCGUAAACCUUGAGAGAAGGUGGGAAGCCAUUGUCAUGCAAGCUGUCCACUGGCAAACCAGGCUACAGAAGCGAUCGGAAAAAGACUCGGAGCCUCUAAAUGUUAUUGAUCCCAGUUUGAUGGAUCUAAAUGGUCCAAGUGAAGAUGCACUAGAAUGGGAUGAAACUGACAUAAGUAAUAAGCUCAUCAGUAUUCAUGAAGACUUAAGUGAUCCUGAUCAGGAGCUCAACAAGGAUGAUCUAAACCAGAAACCUGCUUCAGAAGAAUGUGGUGAUAAUGAUGUGAAUGAGGAUGAAAGUAUCAGUAAUCAUGGAAUUCCUCUUUAUUGUCCCAACAUUACUUCCCCUCCAAAUCCUCACAUCUAUCAGGUCUAUAGCCUUCAUAAUAUUGAAUUAUCAGAAAAAAAACAUAUGCCUUUUUUGAAAAAAACAUCCAGACUCUCCAGUGUAAUGCAGUCUAACAUUUUAAACAAAAGUCUUAGUAAAGACUCAUCAUUUUCAUCUACCAAAUCCCUGCCAGAUCUAAUAGGAGGUACCACAUUGGCAAAACCAUAUAACUGCAUGUAUCAGAGUGGAAACAUAAGCAGGCAUUCUGAGAGUGAGAGUGGGAUAGUGAGUGAAUGUGAUACAGAAACUACAAAUAAUUCAGAAAUUUUUUUGCUAAAUGAUACUGAAAGCAGUCAGAGUAAUCCUGAAAUUGGGCAGGUGGAAAUCCAAGUGGAUAAUGUAAUAAAACCAAAACUAAAGCAAGAUGAAGAAGAUCAUACUAGUCUUUCAGAUGAUUUCCAAUUGGCUCCUUCUGCAUGCUGUGGAAGUGAAAAUGAUGAGGAUUUGGACAGCAUUACUAUGUCUAACCCUGGUUGUCCAGAAGAAUUGCAAGGAAAACAUGAUGUCUUUACAUUUUAUGAUUACUCAUAUCUUCAAGGCUCCAAAUUCAAAUUACCAGUGAUAAUGAAACAAUCGCAGAUUGAAAAAACACAUACAGAGGGUAGUUUGUUUCAUGACUUUUGUUUUGACAAAAUACCUGGUAAAUCCGAACUUAAGUCUGGAGAGUCACAACCAGAUGGGUUUAUUCAUGAUCAUACUCUGGCAAGUAUCUGUGGAGAAUCAGAUCCCAAUUCCUGUAAAUCUGCAGAAACUGUAAAAAAAUUACCUGUUACAGAGAAUACAAGACAGGUUUCCACUUUAUCUCAUAGUUCUUCUUUAGAAUCUCUGUCGGUAGUAGGUGAUUUGUUCAGCUCAGGUAUUUUUAAAAGUGGAGAUGGUCUUCAGCGAAGUGCCUCUUUGGAGAGCUGGCUGACUUCCUACAAAAGCAAUGAAGAUCUUUUUAGUCAUCAUGGCUCUGGAGACAUAAGUGCAAGCAGUGAUUCUGUUGGAGAGCUCAGUAAAAGGACUUUAGAUCUUUUGAAUCGCUUGGAGAAUAUCCAGAGUCCUUCAGAUCAAAAAAUAAAGCGCAGCAUCUCUGAUAUAACACUCCAAAGUAGCUCUCAAAAAAUGUCUUUUACUGGACAGCUCUCUCUAGAUAUUGCAUCUUCAAUCAAUGAAGAUUCAGCAGCUUCUCUCACUGAACUCAGCAGCAGCGAGGAUCUUUCUCUCUGCUCUGAAGACAUUGUACUACACAGAAAUAAAAUACCAGAUUCAAAUGCAUCAUUUAGAAAACAUCUUAAUAGAUCUGUAGCUGAUGAGAGUGAUGUCAAUGUCAGCAUGAUUGUUAAUGUCUCCUGCACUUCUGCUUGUACUGAUGAUGAAGAUGACAGUGAUUUGCUUUCAAGUUCCACCCUUACCUUAACUGAGGAAGAGCUAGGUAUCAAAGAUGAAGAUGACGACUCCAGUAUAGCAACUGAUGAGGAUAUUUAUGAAGAAUGCAAUUUAAUUUCAGGACUUGAUUAUAUAAAAAACGAGCUCCAAACCUGGAUUAGACCAAAAUUUUCCUUGACAAGGGAAAAAAGAAAAAGUAACCUCAGUGAUGAAAUUCAGCGCAGUAAAGAAGUUAGUAAUGACACAUCAAAAGCCACAGACACAUUAAGCAUUGAAACACUGUUGAAUGGUUCAGUGCAGAAAAUAUCAGAAAAUAAUGGCAAUAGUAAGAAUAUACCAUGUGAACGUGAAAAAGGGACAAAAAGUCGCCCAGUGAAAGACAUCUCUCAGGUUGUGAAGGAUCAGCUUGUGGAUGAUAUGGAGAAUGGCAAUGUUGAACAUACUCUUGGCAGUGAAAAGGAAGGUCUUGCUAGAGUAGCAGCAACCCCCAAAACUCAUGCAUCACUUGAUGUCAGAGAAGCUGAAAAUGAGUGUGGUGUCUGUGAAGCAUUUACAGACAGUUCAGAUGAUUCACAUAUGGAUGGCAAGGAGACUGUUCUGUCCUCAGCUGGAUCCAGGAACUCUCCAAGAGAAUGUCAAAGUCAUCUUCAGCCUGAUCAUCACUCUGUUACUUCCUCUCCUGCAAAAAAGCCUUGUCUUGAAUGUUCCUCAGAAAUUAAUUCCAUAGGCAUACAAGAUACAGCUUUACAGCCAUCUUUACCUAGUGGUCAACAACAUAGAAUAAACGCUACUGAAAAAUUUCUUGAUUGCUGUGCAGCCUUGAAAUCCAGCGAAGCAGAAUGCAACUCAUCAGCCAAUGGUUUUGAUUUGUGCUGUAACUGUGAAUCUGCUGAUUUUGAUAAAAAAAACAUGGAAGAUGGCUCAGUACACCAUUUUGUGAGGGAGAUAAUAGACAUGGCAUCAACAGCUUUGAAAAGUAAGUCACAACCUGAAUGUGAGUCAUCUGCUCCAGCUUCAUUAGCACAGAUCAAGGAAAAAGUAUUAGAACACUCUCACAGACCCAUUCAGCUAAGAAAAGGGGACUUCUAUUCUUAUCUUUCACUUUCUUCUCAUGAUAGUGACUGUGGAGAGGUAAUCAAAUACAUAGAGGAAAAGAGCAGCACUCCUGUGCCACUGGACUUCACAGAUGAGAGAGAAGAUAUUGAAUGUUUCUUUGAAGCCUGUCCUGAGGAGGAACGGGUUGAGCAGCAGCAGCAGUCUAUUUCUAAUGGUUCUUCUGAAGCACAAGUUGAGCAGCAGAAACCUGUUUCUAACCCUAUUUCUGAAACAUCUGCAGAGUCACUAGGUGAAGUGACUCCAGAGUCAUUAGAAGUUAAAACUUCUUCUGAAGAUGGACAAAAUGAAAGUUUGGAAAAGAAUUCUCCAGAGGUUAGCACUAAAAAGAGUAGUGCAGGAAAAUCAGCUGGAACAGAAGAGAAAAAAGGAUGUGUUACUGCUUCUGAAGAGGCUUCAGCUACAGAUUUUCAGAUAAAGCCUGGCCAUUCACAGAAAAAGGAUGGUUUACAUCAGAACAGAAAAACUCUUACUUGUGAAGAACAUCUCCUGAAACUUCAUAAGGAAAGACAUAUAAAUAUGCACAGAUAGAAUGUAACCCUCUCCAGACACAUAGAUUAUUCUAAAAACAGAAACUUGGCUGCAAUUCAGGUGCAGGUUCAUCCUGUAAACCCUGGGAUGACCUCCAAUUCCAUUGUAUCACUGCCCUUCAUUAAACUGACUCCCGAGAUAAAUUUUGUUUCCAAAUGUGGUUUGUCCAUGUUGGCUUUGUGGUCAGGCUGCAUAUGCUAGUCCUAUUUCAGUGAUCAUUUUGUUUUGUAGCAAGGCCACUUGCCUUCAUAUGGAUUCCUCUCCCAAGCUACCUCUAAUGACCUCCCCUUCCUAAAUUGGAUGCUCCUGUACUACUUACCACUGGUUCUGUUCUUUAAAGUACUAUAGAAUUCACGGUCAGUCUGAUUAAUCUUUUCAGAAUUGUAACUGUCAGUACUCUUCUAUUUUAUGUAUCAAAUUUAAUAUUUAUCUGUAUAAGGCAUAAGUUUAUUGAAACUAUUUUGCUUUUAAAGUGACUAUUUUGUUGGAUUGCAGCAAAAAGAAGUCAUUGGUCCUCCUGAUUAAAUAUAUCUAAAAAUUAAGCAAUUUAAAUAAAUGGUGUUUUAUUUAUUUAAUUUAAAAAUUUAAUCUAUGCAACACUUCAAGAAACAACUACAUAGUGUUGUAUAUUAGAAACUGUUGACAUUCUACUGAAUUAAGUAUAACAUUUUGGGUUUUUAUGCUUCUUGAGGUGGUAAUGAGAAAAAAAGUUUUUAAAAAAUGUGUGCCUUGCUGUAUUUCUUAUACCAUUUAUUAAAAAGCUGCUUUCACAGUAAAAUUAUGUUGGUUUGAAAGGAGGAAAUAGCAAGGUUAAGAUGUGUGAAUAAUUUCUGUAUAUAUGUAUAACCAACUGCAAACAUUGAUGUAUAAUGACAGUAUAAAAUGCUUUCAUGUUUGUGAUGUCCAGUGAUGUGGAAAUUAUAAGCCUUAAAACCAUUAGAUUGCAUGGUAAUUAGAAUUGGCAUAAUAAACAUAGUAUAUUGGGGAAAAAAAAAGCAGAA